GUCUUUCUUACUCUACCUACUCAUCGCAGUUUGGCACCCGGGCACUGCCUUCUCACGCCCUAUGAUCACAUUGGUUCCCUGAACAGGGCCGACAUGGAGGUCGCCCGUGAGUUGGCUCAAUUUAAGUUUCAACUCUCAAGCUUGGCAGCCAAUGCGCUCUUUCCAGUAUCCCAAUCAGGCCAGCCUGUUGAAAGCAGAGCUGGUGAAGGGUCUCCGUUAUCGCCAUCUUCGGACAGUGGAGCAACCAGUAGUCCGGGGGAUUUUGUAUUUUUGGAAACUUCGCGAAUUCCUGAUUCACCUAAGCAACAUGCUCAGAUUGAAUGUAUCCCGCUUUCUGGAGAAAUGGUCGAGUUGUUGCCAUUCUAUUUUAAGGCAGGUCCCGUUUUUAUCUAUUCUGAAGGCUUUGCAAGUUAA
Molecule: messenger RNA, 414 nt
Organism: Protopolystoma xenopodis
Lineage: Eukaryota; Metazoa; Platyhelminthes; Monogenea; Polystomatidea; Polystomatidae
Source: the annotation of a GenBank genome assembly